Messenger RNA from Pseudogymnoascus verrucosus, 1829 nucleotides. RefSeq lists its product as uncharacterized. Gene Ontology annotation, biological process: transmembrane transport. The transcript has 7 exons. Gene Ontology annotation, molecular function: transmembrane transporter activity. The record is from RefSeq and is a predicted model, not a curated record. The coding region runs from base 234 to 1766 and encodes 510 amino acids. Lineage: Eukaryota; Fungi; Ascomycota; Leotiomycetes; Thelebolales; Thelebolaceae. Gene Ontology annotation, cellular component: membrane.
CCUCAAUUGACCCAAUACUGCCGCAUGUCAUCUAACAUGCUCCUCAUGCCGCAAAUGGCACACACCUCGUCUUUCUGGAGGUCCCUCCCUUUGUAUAUAUGAACUAACGACCUCCCACCUAAGUCCUGCAUCACCAACUCCGCUCUGAGAUACUCGCCAUUGUCUAGUUGAAACUCCACCCUGAUCCAUGCUCUAUAGUACAAUAGCAGCCUAGAAGCCACCGUAAGCCUAUCAUGACGAGUCAAGCUCAGGCUCCGGAGAAUGAGGCGACCACUGUUGAACCACUUGUCAUUGGGUCAACCGUCAAUGCAGCGCCUGUGAGAUCAGCCUGGACAGCUUGGAUGUAUGUCUUGGACUGGUAUCCGAACCAUUACUCGCGCGAGGAGAGAAAGAUGCUCAAAAAACUGGACUUCUUCCUCCUCUCGUUCUGCUCUAUCAUGUUCUUCUUGAAAUAUCUGGAUCAGUCCAAUAUCAAUAAUGCUUACGUUUCAGGGAUGAAAGAGGACCUGCAACUGAAUGGCAAUCAAUAUUCUCUAUUUAGCACUUUUUACAACGUUGGCUAUCUUGUUUUCCAAAUUCCUUCUAUGCUAAUUCUUUCCCGGCCUGGCUACGCACGCUGGUUUGUUCCGACUUGUGAAGUACUCUGGGGCAUUCUCACCUUUGGCCAAAGCAGACUGAGUGGAGCCUCAACAAUCUACGCGACAAGGUUUCUGCUCGGGGUUCUCGAGACUCCAGUUGCAUCCGGUUCUCUAUACAUUCUCUCCUCUUGGUACCGUCCCGACGAACUUUUCAAGCGAGCUGGCGUUUGGUAUGUUUCCAAUAACAUCGGAACCAUGUUUGGAGGUUAUCUUCAAGCUGCUGCAUACACCAACCUCAACGGUGUCGCUGGAAUGGCGGGAUGGAGAUGGCUAUUUAUCAUCGAUGGGGCUAUAACCGUUCCCAUUGCUCUUAUGGGAUACUUUAUGUUCCCUGGCCUGCCUUCAAGUGGUAAGCCAUACUGGUUGACUCCAGAACAACAUGCAAUCGCUAGGAAGAGAAUGGAAGAUGAGGGAGUCGAAGUGAGCAAGAAGUUCGAGAAAGCCACGGUUAAGGCUAUGCUUAAACGAACAUUAACUCACUGGCAUUUUUACGUCGCAGUCCUUUGUUACACCUUUUUCCUCUCCUCCCAGUAUCCGAACGGACAAAUGGCAAUCUGGCUUAAAGCCCAGGCUAGAGCAGGUUACAGCUGGACUAUCCCUCAAAUCAACACCAUCCCCACCGCCGUCUCGGCCGUAUCAGUUAUAUCCUGCUUAAUUGCAACAUCGCUAUGCAUGCUCUACCCUCUGUGGGCCAUAAUGAGUGUUAUUCAAGCUGUUACUAUGUUUGGAAUCGUCUGUUUGCUUGCUUGGUACAUUCCCGACUGGCUGAAAUUCAUUGCCUACUUUUGCACUGGCUUUACGGCUGCUGUUACGCCGAUUCUUGUUCCGUGGGUCAACAUCCUCAUGAAAGAUGAUGCUCAAGCACGUGCUUUGACUAGUGGCGCCAUGUUGACAUUUGGCUGGGCCAUUAAUGCUUUUUACCCCAUUGCUGUAUUCCCCAUCAUCGAAGGUCCUCAAUGGACGAAAGGAUAUGCGGUGGAAGUUGUUUUCGUCUUCAUGGUCUGGUUCCUCUUUAUGCUUGGGCAGUAUCUCCAACGAAGGGAGAUUCAGAAAGCAGAACUCACUCACCGGAUGGAUGACGAAGAGGCCAAGGCCGAUAUAGAUGUGCAGGUAGAGACUGAACGAUGAUGGACAUCUUGCAAGUUAGCCAUAAUAGUUAGUUUGUAAGCUAGGCAGCAAUUUUAUUUCUCA